AUGUGCGUGGUGUUUCUUGGCGACACUGCCCGCGGCAUCUUCUUCCCCACCCUGUGGAAGUACGUGCAGGCCAUGGGAGGCGACCGCAUCACGCUGGGGUACAGCGUGGGAGCGUUCAGCCUCGGCAGGCAAGUGGCAGUGAUGAUCUCUCCGUACUUCGGAGGCCUCUCCACGAAGCACGGCUACCGGAAGGUGCUCAUGGUGGCCAGCGGGGUCAUCGCCCUGGGAGCCCUCGCCUACGCCCUAGCCUGGACCACCGCGGCCCUGAUCGGCGCGCAGAUAAUCAUGGGGGUGGGGUCGGGGACGCUGGGGGUUACCCGCGCCUACGUCGCCGACAAGUCGACGCCGGAACAGAGGACUUACCUUCUGGCGUACACGACCGCGGUGCAAUACGCAGGGUUUACGUGCAUGCCUUUCGUAGGGGGUUUCCUAUCGUUCCUGAUCAAGGACCGCCGCAUACCCUUGCUCGGGGAAUUCCUGGUGCUAACUUCCUUCACCGCGCCGGCGUACGUGAUGAUUGUAGCGGCGUUGGUCCUCUUCGCGCUCCUGAAGCUCGUGUUCGAGGACUCCAUCCCCAAUGGCAAGCCGACCAAGACGAGCAAGCAGGUCAAGGUUUCGACGAAGAAGAGCACGCCGCUGGUCAAGACGGAGGCGGAGAUGGCCUACAGCAGCGGCUCCGCGGCCAAGUACCUCAUGGGGGCUCCGUCUGAUGUCUCUCUCGCCAGGUCUGGGUGGAUGAGCGACAGCGACACCGACGACCAGUGGCCCCCGGCUGAGCUGGGCGCGAGGAACGGCAGCAGCGGGCCCGGCCUGUUCGUGGACUCGGACGACGAAGACGAGACGCGGCGGCUGUCGGCCGUGUCGGCGACAACAACACCAACACCGUCGACGGCGGCGGUAAGAGAUUCCGAGCUGGGAUUGCUGGCGACUCCCAGCGGCAACAACAGCAACGGGUACGGUAGCGUUCCCGCCGCAAAAGAGGGUGCGGCGGGAGAGGGGGGGGAGGAGGAGGAGUUGCGGAGAGAAGAGCGGUGGUGGUGCCGGGCGCCGACCGCCUCGGAAGUGCUCAUCUACGGGGGUUUCCUGCUGAACAUGAGCACCAAGGGCACCAUCGCCUGCUUCGAGACCCUUGGAGCGGAGUACGCCAUGACGCACUUCGGCAUGACAAGCGCGGAAGCAGGGUCGAUUUUCGCGACCUUCGGGUCGAUUGGUGUGGUGUCGUUGCUGUCGAUGCGGUUGAUCUGCCGCUACUUGAACGACGUGCAGAUCGUCCUGGGAGGCAUGGGGGUGAUGAUCGUGGCGUGCCUCAUGUUCGUGCGAAGCCCGGAGGGGGCGUCGGGUCUCCCUCUCUUCUUGUGGGCGGUUUUCCUAAUGUACUCGGUGGGCUACCCCAUCGGACACACGGCGGUGUUGGGUCUGUUUUCGAAGGUUGUCGGGGCGCAGCCGCAGGGAGCCCUGCUGGGGUGGUUCGGAUCUGCCGGGUCCCUGGCUAGAAUCGGCUUCCCGGUUGUCGCCGGCGUGAUAUCGCAGGAGCUAGGCACGUCGAAGCUCUUCAUGGUUCUGGUGGGGACCUUGUCCAUCACCGCGGCCAUCCUAUUCGCCUUCCGAAGGCGCUACCUGGACUGCGUAGACAUCACCAAGCGGAAAUCCCUGUCUCGACAGGCCGCCGCCGCCGCCGCCGCCGCCACCGCCGCCGCACCCGGCGGCGGCGGCGGUAGCGGGUCGUCGGAGUAACAAGGGGAACCAAUCGGCGCCAUACGUUUCUUGGCGACCUGGGCAUGAGAAAGCCUCUUUGCAAGAUGGGGGUGUAUUUGCUAGGCUGGGGUGGAGGGGGGGGCAGGAGUCGGAGCCUUGGCUAAUGUCGAGCUGGCGGCGGAAACGGGAGAGUGGUUCCUUGAAAACGGGGGGAAGAUGGAGUUUAGCGCGUAUGGGUGAAGUACAAUGGCGUUGGUGUGGUGUUUCUUCCCGCGUACGACCCCGGCGUCGCCAACGGGGGAUGUAGGGGGUGGGUCUUGCAGGCUGGUUUUUGAGGCUGGUGUCCAAAUUUUGUCUUGGAAUGGGAGGAGGUUGAGCGCGGGUAUGUUCCACAGUAAGUGGGAUGAGAAGUUGUCUUGGGGUAUGGGGGGAGCGGUGUACUUUUCGGUACUUUUUUUGCGAGAAACCCGUGGGUGCUACAGUAGGUGGACUACAAGGAUGGUGUACAUGGUACUAAUUUUAAAACAGCGGCCAUUAUUUUGGUGCAACGAGAGAUAGCAGCGGUUGUUGAAUAGGGUGAAGAUAUAGCACCAAGCGUUCGGGUUUAUUUACAGCGUGUAUUUUUUGUUAAUUUUAAUUUGUGUCGCGCGGGCG
Ectocarpus siliculosus is the source of this 2349-nucleotide messenger RNA. The record is from the annotation of a GenBank genome assembly. Lineage: Eukaryota; Phaeophyceae; Ectocarpales; Ectocarpaceae.